GAGAGUGUGCGUGAAGAAGCAGUGAACACUGAAGAUGGCGAUUAUUAUUCUUGUCGAACGUGCUGAUAAUAGUAAUUGUCUGUGAUUUGUGUGUUUGAUAAUUAUUUAAUUAAUGGUUCAUUCUCAUUAUUUGCUAAUGUGGUUUGUCAUUUUACCUCGGACAAAUUUAUAUCCGUCUGCAUUACGUCUAUCCUGAGUUCAAGCUAGUCACUGUUAUAUAGGGACAAAAUGGACAUUCCGUUGCCCGAUGAUCUACCCCCGCUUCCACCGGACUGCACCCUAUCGGUGCCCAAAUCAGAGCUGGUGCAACUGGUGACCAAGUGCCCCCCUCCGCCCUUCAUGAUGGCCACACCACCCCCCUCCUGUCCUCCUCCUUCUCUUCCCCCUACUUGUCCUCCUCCUUCUCUUCCCCCUACCUGUCCACCCCCUUCUCUUCCACCUACCUGUCCACCCCCUUCUCUUCCCCCUACCUGUCCACCCCCUUCUCUACCCCCUACUUGUCCUCCACCUUCUCUUCCACCUACCUGUCCUCCUCCAUCUCAUCCCCCCACCUGUCCACCCCCUUCUCUCCCCCCUACCUUUCCUCCUCCUUCUCUUCCCCCCUCCUGUCCUCCUCCUUCUCUUCCCCCCUCCUGUCCUCCUCCUUCUCUUCCCCCUACCAACCGUCCCCCCACUCUGCCUCCUACUUUGCCUCCUAAUUUGCCUCCUUCUCUACCCCCUACUCUACCCCCUUCUUUGCCUCCUAAUUUACCCCCCACUUUGUCCUUCAGCUACAUGAAUACGCCGCCUCCCCCAAUCGCUCGCUCUACACCAUCUACCACCAUGCCCGCACCUGAUAUACCCAUGCCCGAGGAUCCUAACAGAUACUCUCCAAGCCUCCCGAUGGACGACGACCCACCCCCUUCCUCCUCGUCGUCAACACCCCCCAGCCAGCCCCCUCUGCCUUCUACGUCGCCCCCUCCCGCCCUGCCGCGGUCUAUAGUGCUGGGCAAGACUCAGGCCAAGAAGCGGCUGCUGGCCUUCUCCAUGACCAAGAUGGGCGGCGCUCAGGGUCUCUCGUUCAACCUCCCCAAAAAGCCCACCGCCCUCAAAGAUGCCGCCAAGGCGUUUCCGGGUGCUGCCGGCGCCGAAGAGCCCAAGAAGAAGCCCAAGAAAGUGCCUCAAGACAAAGCGAGGAACACAAUAAGUGAGAUAGAGGAGUUGAAGCGAAUGGAGAUGGAAGACCCUCGCUUGAUGCACAGAUUGCACCAGGGCUAUACCGGGGUGUCCACGCUGGUCAUCACAGUCCCUGAACCGCUAAAUGAAGGAGAAAAAGCAAACAGAGCGGAUUUGCCAGUUGACGAGCUUAUGCUGCGAAACCAGGGAAGGAGGAGGACAUACAACGAAGAUGACGAACUGGAAAGGCGGAGAAGGAGAGAGAAAGAAGAUAGGGAGAAGAAGAAGCGAAAGGAGAAGGUGCUGCCGAAUAACUGGGCCGAGUUCUCCAAGAACAAGCACAAGGUGUAUUAUUUCCGAAAGUACAAGAUUGAUGUCGAGAAGCAGGAGCGAGAGAAGACGCGGGGCAGUAGGCGGAGAUCGAGAGAGAGAAGGAGUCGGUCGAGAGAAGGCGACCGUAAGCGCGGCGACAAGAAGGGUGGUGGCUCGAAGAGACAGAACCUGCUGGACACCCCGCCAGUGUUGAAGAAGCCGCUGCUCGCCACCAAGGCGCACUGGAAGCCGGGCGAAGUUGACGCCGAGUUUCCGGCGCAUCACGUCUGCUUCAGUCGCGUCAAGCCGUCGAUCUCCUUCUGCGAAAAUCCGCGUCGCUCCACGCGUCACCUGCAGAGUCGCGAAGCUAUGCUGGCCACUGUUCCUGCCGAUGUCGAAGCCGUCAUACUUGGCUUCCUUAACGCCAUUCAGCCCAAACGACUCAAAUCCAAACCGGACGUCAACAUGGAGGUGAACAGCGAAAAAGAAAAUAACGGGGAAAAGGAGACCGAAGAAGAUGGCGGAAAAGAAGAGGAAGAAAUAGUGGAAUACACGGAGGAGGUCGAAGUGGAAGUAACCGAUGAUGAAGAGGAAGAAGAACCAGAAAAAGGGGUGAAAAAAGAAUCAAUGGAGUUGGGAUGCUCCAGUGAUUUACCAAAAACAGAACCGCUUGCGAAUGGCGAUGAUGAUGAUGAUGAAGAAUGGUUCAGAGGAUUCGAAGAUGUUGAUAAAGGAACGACAACCAAUGAUAUUGGAUUGAAUAGUCCUCCUAUUAAGAAGGAGAAGGAGAAAGAGGACAGUGCGAUAAUGGAGACUAGUAUCAAAAAAGAGAUGGGAGAAAAUCCACCUAUCAAAGAAGAACCAAUGCCAAAGAAAAAGAAAGUGAAACUCGAAAAGAGACUAGUUACUAAGACAAAAACUAUCAUCAAAUCCAAACCUUGUUUCAAGCCUCAUAGGAAUUGGUAUAGUAUUGAUGUUGUCUUUCAACCUGAUUCUGAAUCUGUAGGCGCUAUUGAAGAUUUUGAAGUCGAUCUAGAAGAACUGAAGGAAAUUCAAGCUCAGCAGGCGCAGCAAGUGGUGGCGGCGAGUGAACAAGUAGAAAAGGAGAACGAAGAGUUGGAGAAUGAAGAGGAGAUGGCUGAAGAACCAAUGGGUGAAGAGGAAACAAAAAAGUUCCUCCCAGUUGUAGAAGCCAGCAAGCCAAAGUCGAAAAAGAGCAGGAAGCGGAUUAAAUUGAACGAAUACGAAGAUUCCAGGGAUUUCGAAGAGGAAAAAAGGGACGUGAAGAAGAAGGAUCGAGAAGGAAAGAGGAAAUCCUCUGAAACAGAAAUUCGUGUUCGCUCAAAGUGGGACAGUGACUACGAGGAGGAAACUAGCCAGAAUGACAGUCAGACAAGGAAGGAAGAUGAGGAGGUUAAAAGGGAGUUGGAAAAGGAGAGCAACCCGGAUCGCCAUCGGUGGAACGAAGAAGCGGCAGAAGAAAAACAAGAAGAUAACUAUUAUUACAACAAUUGGAAUGAGAAUGAUAACUCCCAUCAUCAUCAUCAACAAAUAGAGGACUCGUUCGAUGGAAGGAUGGACGAGGAUAAUAGCAGUAAUAUCGAAUUGGAGAAAGAAAGUAUCUACUACAAGGAUACCAACAAAAACGGUACUGAAAACUAUGAUCACGACGACAAUGAUAUCAACGAUGAAGAGGAAUCGACAGCUGUCCCCAUGGAAAUCGAUGAAGAAGAGUCCAAUACAAAAGAUUCAGCGUCAGUAGAUUCGGGCUCCAAGGUGAGGAUGGCCGAAAUGGGGGAGAAACUGGCUUCCGAGUACGAGGAAUUCCUGAAGAUGGUCAGCUUCGAAGCCGAGGCAAAGCGAGAUGGAUCGAAUUCGGGUUCGGUGAGAUCGAGCGAGAAGGAGAGACGAGUUCUGUCGGAUAAGAACAGGAUGGAGGACAACGUCACACCUCCCCCAUCUGACGCCUUGACCAAGUCAUCGUCACCCUGGGAAGAAGAUGACCCCAGUAAACACAACUCAUCAGGUGCUGUCGAAACACACGACCUGACUGUCGACAAAGAGAACAAAUCUAGGACGGAGGAGGAGGAGGAGGAGGUUGUAGAGGGAGUAAUUGUUGAGAAGGAGGAGAACGAACUAGAGUGGGAGGGGAAGGAUAUGACCAAAAAGAAGAAGAAAAAGAAGGAUGGUAAAGAGAAGAAAGCGUCAAAGAAAAGUAAGAAGAAGGUGAUAUCGACGAAAGCGAAGAAAAACAAGAAAGAUAAGAAACGUGGACGUAAAAGGAAACGCAGUUCAUCUAGUAGCUCAGCCAGUAGCUCUGAUUCAUCAUCGGAAGAUUCUGAUAGUUCAAGCAGUAGCAGCAGCAGCAGCAGUAGUGAUGACAGUGAUAGCGAUAGUGAUAGCUCCUCUUCCAGUGAUAGUAGUUCUUCUUCUUCUAGUGACGACAGCUCGGUGGAUCGCAAAAAGGCCAAGAGAAAGAAGAGAGACAAAAAGAAGAAGCAGAAGGAGAAGAAGAAGCGUAAGAAGAAGAAGAAGGCAGCCAAGUCGAAGCCAACAUCCAGUGAAGAUGAGGACGAGAAUGACGACAGCGGUAAUGACAAGAAGAAAAAGAGAAAAGAGAAGAAAAACUCAAAGUCGAAAAAGAAGAGUUCUCAUAAAGACUCGAAACAUUCGCCCAAAAGUAAAAAGUCGAAACGUUCCAAGCAAGAGAAGAAAAAGAGUAAAGACGUCGAUAAAGAAGAAGAAGUAGUAGAUCCAGCGGUUAUUGAUAGUUUGAUGGUCGCCUAUCAAGAGCCACAGGAAGAAGACCAAAAUACCAAGAAGAGUAAGAGAAAGAAGAGAAGUAAAAAAGAAAUGGUUGAAGAGGAAGUGUCAGUGUUAUUGGAAGGAGAACUUGCGCCAGAUUUUCUGAAUGUUGAACUGAUGAAUCCAGAUCUGGGCAGCCACACUACUAGCAGCAAAAAGAAGAAAUCAAAGAAGAAGUCGAGGAAAAGAGAAAAACGUAAUCGUGAUGAAAUUGGGGAAGUAACGGGAGAUGUGGAUCAAUCUGAAUCAAAAUCACGUCGCAAAAAGAAGAGCAAGAAGAAGUCGAAACGUUCAAGUGAAGUAAAUCCAAGUUUUGAAUAUGGCAGUGAGAAUAGAAGGCUGAAAGAAGAAUUAAUUUUCGGCUGUUUGGAAUCUGCAAAAUUUAAUACAGAUACCGAGAUUAUUGCUUCAAAAAGUUUCGAAGCUUUAUCGAAAACUGACGCUUUGGAUCAUAGAUUCUCCAAACGUGAGACAAAGUUACUGAGGAAGCAAUCUCUAGAAAACAUGGGAUACCUCGAAUCCAUCUCACAAAGUUCGGAACUGGAACAUCAGCAUUCCAAAACUAUUUCAACUGAUCCAGCUAAAGUUUCAACGAGUUCGAAAUUCGAUUGGGAAGAGCUCACUGAUCCAGAUCGAUUCAGUUACGACGUCAAUGAUGAGAUUAAAAGAGGGUCUGACAAUUCUGCAUCUAAACGAAAAAUGACUGAAGAAUUGGAAGAGUUAUCGACCAACUUUGAUAGGAGAAAGUUUGUGAAACAAUCUAACGACUCGAUAAUUAAUAUCGGAGAGACAAAAGGUGAUGUUAAAUUGAGUCAAGACUCUCAGUUAUCAUUUAAAGAUAAUGUUAGUUAUACAUUGAAGACAGCUGACUCGGAAGAUAGUAAAUCAGCCAUUGGAGUUGACGACUCGCAGGAUAUAGAGAGCCCCAAUAUAUUCGAAUGCGAGCAAGAAGAGAAUUUCGUUUUGGAGAAGAAUGUAGAAGUGUUCAAGGAGACCGAGAAAUCAAACCAAGGCUCCGAGCGCAACUUCAAGAUCAUUUCAAAGGAAAGCCGAGACAAGGAAAUGGAGGGAUUUGACAUCAAGUUUGAUCAGCCAAAAAACUUGGAAGGGCUCCAGUACUGUGCUGGUGAGAGCAGUACUGGUGGCCAAGCCGAAGAAAAGGACUCAUCAGACAGGUACAGUCCAUCGAAUGUGAUAGACGCCUUCUCACCAGACAGCAACCGAACAACCGACAACGGACCUGAGGAGAUGGACAUCGCCAACUCCACCUCAAGUCCGUUCCAAGCCGCAAGGGCACCCAGCUUAUCCAACAGUGCCAGUCACGACAACCUAUCCGUCAUGCUUGACAUUCCUCUACCUCCGAGCAACCUCACAGCUGAUGCUCUCUCUUUCUCCAACCCUAUCACUAAAGCUGCAACCCCCUGCCCUGCACCGGUUCCCCCUCCACAACUACCCUCCGUCAAAAUCCCUCUCAACGUGCCCCCAUCAUCUUUCAAGAACGUCUUCAACAUCCUCCCCCAAUCAACUCAACAACCUGCAACUGAUAAAAUCGAAUCGUCUCCUGCGGAAAGUAGUAGCCCUCUAAAGAUAAAACCCGUACGACAACCAACUAAACUCGUACUAGAAAAACAAGCGGUCAAAUUGCGCACAACCAACGUGUUCCACAUGUUCGACGACGACGACGAAGAAGAAGAAAGCACGCCCAAGUCGACAAACAAGAUGCCUUUGUUGGACAACACAUCCGACUCUAGUUUGAAAACGUCCAAUUCAGUUACCAAACCAGCUGAAGUUGUUGAAAAAGUUGUCACCCCUGUGAAGAUGCCUGAUAAACCCGAAGAGGAUCAGUCGUCCACUAGCAAGGACAAAAUCUUGUCCCCCUGGGAGCCCGGCUCUGAUGAGAUGCAGGAAUCUUUCGCUGCUAAGCAGAAAGAUGAAAGUGUGGCUGAAGCUUGUCCAUUGAGUCCCAGUGAAGGUAAACCUCCGUUGAUACCAGUCGAAGAGAUUGCAGCUUCUAUUAAUUAUCAGGGAGGAAAUGUAGGCGCCAGUUUCAAUUUCGACAAGCCGUUUGAACAAUUGAGUGAGGGAAGAGUUGGCGAUGGUGUGGAGGAACAGAAGUUGGAAACCCAAAUAGAAAAACCCGACGACCGUACCAAGGAAAGCGGUGAGAAACGAAGGAGAAGUCGUUCACGCAGUAAGGACAGACGACGUAGGCGAGAUCGCUCCAGUGAACGACAGAGACGGAGAGAGAGCUCGAGAGAUCGGCGAGAUCGUCGUAGGAAAGAAAAGGAAAGUAGAUCAUCGAGGAGAGAUCGGUCCCGGUCCAGAGACAGGUCGCACCGAUCCAGUCGACAGAGGUCUGAUAGGAGGAGGUCGUCCAGAGAGAGGACGUCGGAUGACAGGAGAGAUAGGCGACGGGAUAAUGACGAUUCCCGGCCAAGGAAGAGGGAAGACGAGCCAUAUAGAGUGAGAAAGGAAGAGGGUGAACAAGUGGGGUAUGAUGUGAAUGUGGUGAUCAAACAAGAGAAGGACACUGAACAAUUUGACAACAGUUUAGAUAUGAAAGUGGCAGCUGAUAUGUCUCAACCACCACCCGAGUUCUAUUCUCAGGGCUAUUGUAGGCAGGAUAUGGUAGUAGGCAUGGUGGCAGAAGACGCACAAACUUCGCCCCCAUCACCAUUGGGUUUCAAAAGGAGUGUAGCUGCCGAUUCGACAACAGUAGUAGGUGAUAAUAACGACCUAGUCAAACCGAAAAGACUGAUCCGCUAUUCGCCCGAACUGUCGCCGAAAAGACUAUCACUCGACGAAAGACUGGCGCGUGAGUUGGGCGUCAAGGAAGACUCUGCCCCUCCCCCUCCGCCGCCUCCUCACCCUCUUCCCCAUCAACAACAUCAAAACUUCCACCACUAUCAACACCAACAACAUCUCCAGUAUCCACCACAUCAGCUGCAGAGUUUAAACUACCAACAGCUACAGCAGCAUUUGAGUGUGCCUCCGCCCCCUCCACCUGCCGUCAAUCCGGCACCUGUCGGACUAAUGCAUCAUCAUCAUCACCAUCAUCAGCAGCAGCCGCAGCAUAUUCCGCUGCUAUCGCCUAAUCCGACCGCUGUCAACUGGGAUAAUCCGGAGGCGUUCAUUGGCCAACACAACAUGGCUAGCAUCACCACUCCGUCGCCUGUCAAAAUGGCCGCUAAUUCACCGUUCCUCCAGGUUGGCAACAUGCUUCAAGUCGUGCCUUCAGAUCCUGUUGAAAAGUCACCCGCCUCGCUCCAAGUUACACCAGGAAAGGGGCAAAAGACGCCAGACGGUGGACCAGGACCAUCGAUGAUACAGGUUGGUAAUAUAUUGCAGCUGAUUCCGUCGCCAUCUUUAUCGAGCACGGGGUCGACACCCAUCAAAACAGCAGCUCCGGAGAAGCAGAUGCUGGAACCGGUGCCAGUGGUUGCCGAGAUGUCCGCUGCUAGCGCUAGUGGCUCAGAGCAGCAAAGUUUGGCAACAGCGCCAAUGCCCGCCAUGACUGCCGCUUCCAUUGUUGCCGCACUCUUCAAAAAGGACAAACAUCCUUUGGCGUUGCCUAUGCCUCCUGCUAUGUCUGAAGCAGAGAAAGUCGAACAAAAGAAUCUAGAGAAGAAGCAGAAACGUCUCGAAAAGGAAGCACGCAAACAAGCCAAACUAAAAAAGGCAACUAAGAAAAUGAUUAGGAAAGCAUUGCUAUUCAAAGAAGGGCUGACACUGAACUCUGACGUGGACAACGAAGAAAUGAAAUUGAUAGAGGAGGCAAUGGAAGCGUCGACGACAGAAGAGACGCCGGUGGCGCCAGCAGUUGGCCAGACUGUCGAGAUAGAAGACGUCGAUCCUUUAGUCAACGAGCAGAGGAUGGCAGCCCUGCGACGGCCUCUACCCCCUCCCCCUGAGAAAGGCAUUCUUAUUUCACCCGGUUUCAGGGAGAAACCGAUAAUAAUCGGACAAAAGUCGGAAGCGAAGUCGGUGUCGUUCGCAGACGGCAUCCGGCCGGGCGAAGGCCAGUCGCCGACCAACGCCGAGGACCACCCGCACUCCCCGCCCCCCGACACAAAACUGCCCAAAAAGAAGAAGCUGUCCAAAAAGAAGAAGAAGAAGAAGAUCAAGGUGAAGAUCAUUCGCGUGGAGGAGGGCGAUGAUGACGAUGAUGAUGAGGAUGAUGACAUCUCCCCUCCUCCCCCUCCGCCCGGAUCACCCCCGCCCAUGUUCCACUACCCGCCUCCACCACCCGGAUUCGCAUACCCACCGCAGGCUUUCACAGUACCAGGGGGGGCAGCACCGAGUGCAGGCGUGGCUCCACCUUGUGGCGAAGGUCAGCCACCGGGCGGGUAUGCACCCCUGUACCAGCAGCACCACCACAGCAGCACCAUCACCACACACACCACCACCACCGUCCAGUUUGGGCCACCACCACCUCCGCCGCCUCCACCGCCCCCGCAAAAGUAGUUGAUCGUGAUAGAAGGAAUAAACCAAUAGGAGGAUUUGUAUUUGUAACUCAUAAUUUACAAAAGAUCUGCUUGCUGGGAUUAUUGAAUAAAUACAUACUAUACACGUAUGUCCCGAUAUUCAUUUAUAUUUUAAUCAGUUGAAGAAAGUAUUUUUGACUCAUCACUGGUUGUGUUAUGUUAUGAAUUUCAAAAUUGUAUCCGACUACUUUUGAUAGAUCAAUCAACCAACUUUGAGUAAAAGUGAAUGAUAUUGAAUAAUUGGUGUAGAAUCCUAAAUUAUACCAUUCCAAACACAGGCGGGCAGAUAAAGUCAUAUUAUUCUGCUAUGAAGGUACUUACAGCUAUUGACCUAGAAUUUCGCAAAUAGGCUAUACAGUAAAACUUAUAAAUUGAAUAUUUCAAUUUUGUUCUGUUUUUUAACUUCAAUAUAAACCAGUAAUGGAGCUCUAUAAAAACACAGUAUUUUAAAGCAGUAUUGACAAUUCAUUUUAUUUUGAAAUAUGAAAUGUUCUUCUAUCUAUAACUCAACACAAAAAUCUAAAUAUUCAAAUAAAUUCUAUUGUUUUUCAUGAUUUUAAAUGUUAUUCUAAAAUUAAUUUCAUUUUAAAUAAUUAAUUUUAUUAUAAUUGUCCAUUCAACAAUAAAUAAUUUGCUUUCGAGUUGUAGGAUGCUCAUCUUUCUUUUUUUUGAAGUUAAUCUUCAUUGUUCAAGUAUAUUUACAAUACCUCAAAAUCAACGAAUUUUUUUUAAUGAUUACCUCAAAAUCUAACAGAUGUUUCACUUUCGGAAUUUCGUCAUCGCUGUAUUAAUCAUGAUAUUAUUCCUAACUUCAAGUGAAACAUUUUUUUGAUUAUAUUAUUUUAAAAAUUUCAAUCACCUUUGUAUUUUAUCGUUCUAUAUUAAAAACUUUCUUGAUUAUAUUAUUUUUAAAAUUUUAAUCACCUUUGUAUUUUAUUGUUCUAUAUUACUAAGCUUUUAAAAAAGUGUUUUUUAUCAGUGCUUCUCUUAUUGGAAGUCUCAUAAUAUUUUGAAAAUGAAACUGUUGUAAUUCUUCGAAUAACUUACAGCGUAUGUAAUAACGUAAAUAUUGAUACAUUUGCAUUAAUAUCCACUCAUAUGGAUGAUAAAAUUUAAGAUCUUAAAUUCAAUCCCAUAUUGACAUUCAAAAUACAAAAUUGAAAUAAUGAAUAUUCAAUAUUAUUUUGAAAUAAUUAUAAAUACUGUUCCUAUAAAAUUGCAGUAACAUUAAAAUUCAAAUCAUGAUACAAUAUCAUCAAUCCAAGCUGCGAAUAUUUCCACACUAUUAUAAUAAACCGAUUCAAAUAUUAAGUGUUUCAUAUUAUUUGUUGAAGACUUUUUAGUAAUCGCAAAUGAAGUUGAAAAAAUAUAUUUUAUAUAUAAAAUAUUUCAAAUAAAAAUCCAUUAUUUUACAUUUGUUUUAGUAGAAAUUAUACUUUUAGGGGAUAGAUAUUGAUGGUUUUAAUCCUAUUUUUAGUUUUAGAAGUGCAAUUUUAAUUAUGUAUAUAAAUUAUUUAUUUCGACCAAAUUUUAUUUUUACCAAAUUGUUUUAAUAUAAUCUUGUUUCAUUGAAUAUUAGGUAGUAUUGUGAUGAUUUAUCAAUAUUAUUAUUGAAGGGUUCGCUUCAAGACUUCCUCAUACUAAUUAGUAACUGAUUAUAAAUCUUGAAUGAGCAGAAAAAUUAUUCCGAUAUUUUGUAAGGAAUUGAGAACUCCAUGUUUACUAGCCAUAUUUUAUAAUUUUUUUUGUUCUUUUCAGAAUGCAUGGUACGGAUAAGUUAUGCCCUCUUAUAGACAUUUAAUAUAUGCAUUGGUUUUAACCCAACAGUGAGGUACGUUUCUUUUAACUAUACUGAUAUCAUCAGAGCCCUAUUAACGUAGGGAAACUUCAAUUUUAAUUUUUAUUUAUUCAAACUAGGUUAAAAUGUUAUCUAUGUUCAAACAUAAUUCUGUUACAAGACCAUGAUUUUAGUAUUGCAUUUUUACGUAAGAAAGUUUUUCUUAUCAAUUAGUUUCAUUAUUUUCUGCAAAAUAUUUUUAUUCAUGGAAGGUUGGAGGGAACAGGAUUAGGUUCAGGGAAAUACUUGUGUUUAAACCCCGCAAGCCCGCAUGCCUUAUCUUGCUGCGGGGUUUAAAUGCUCAAAUUUGAUUGUAAUUUUGUACUUAUUGUGAUGACAAGCAUAACUAUUCAGCACAAUGAGUAUGACUUUAAUAUGUGAAUAAACAAAUGUUAUCAUUGAACUAAAACUUCAAGAAUUUGAUGUCAUCAGAAUCAUGGUCUUUCAACUAGAAUUAUUGUUAUACAUGAACCUGAAACUCUCUUAGGGUACAACUAAUGAAUCAGGUAAAAUAAUUUAAUAUAAUCGAAAGUUGAGAGGUUCUAUAUUAAUAAUUUGUUUUAAUUGGUUAUUUUUCAAGAUUUGAAAUUCUUAAUUUAUUUAGAUAAUCUGUUUGAUUAUCUAAUAAAUUUGGUUUUAAUUGGUUAUUUUUAAGAUCUAAAAAUCUAAUUUAUUUAGAUAAUUUAAUAGUAUCGAAAGUUGAGAGGUUCAAUAUUAAUUACCUGUUUUAAUUGGUUAUUUUUUAAAAUUUCUCUUAAAAUAAUUUUAAUAUAUUUCUAAAUUAAUACUGUUGAAAUAGAACUAUUGUUGUUCAAUGAAAUGUUUAUUUACUUCAAGUAACGAAUUCCUUCAUUCAUCAUGGUAUAUAUUACAGUGAAAAUAUAGGUAAUAAAAUAAAUUUGAAAUAUGUAUUCAAUUCACUGGCAUCAGAAUAGAUUGAAAUCGAUGUAAUGACGUGUAAAUAUCAGUGUUAUAAAUAUCUUGAAUGUAAAUAAAUGAUCUUUUUUCAUAA
Nilaparvata lugens (brown planthopper) is the source of this 11605-nucleotide messenger RNA. RefSeq lists its product as uncharacterized. Lineage: Eukaryota; Metazoa; Arthropoda; Insecta; Hemiptera; Delphacidae. The transcript is spliced from 15 exons. Bases 229 to 8736 code for a protein of 2835 amino acids. The record is from RefSeq and is a predicted model, not a curated record.